AUAGGUACUCAAAACACAAGGGGCCUCAGAGAUAUUGUGAAACAGACCACAUGGUGGACAUACUGCCUAGGGGAAAAAUUAGAUAUAAUUCUAUUAACAGAAACAAAAACUACAAAAGACUCAGAAAAAUUCAUAUUCUAUGAACAAAACAAGACAGAUAACCCAAAAAAUUCGAUAUAUAAAAUAUGGUGGUCGUCAACCACAGAAGCUUACAAUAAUAAUAUUGGAUCAGGAAUCGGAAUUAUGGUGAAGGCACAUAUAGCUAAACAUGUAUACAAAAUCGACAAAUUGGAUGGGCACGGAAUCUGUAUUCUUUUAUCAUUUAGAGGAAGAAUAAUUUUUCAAAUAAUUGGAGUAUAUGCACCUAACAAAUACUCCUCGAACAAUGCUAUCCUAAGAAAAUUAAAACCAUGGCUUUACAACCACAUUUCACAAGCUCUCUCUAAUAAUUGGAUCUCAAUAAUUCUAGGAGACUGGAAUGCAACCCCAGACCCAAGUAUAGAUCGAUUUCCAACAAAAACUAAAACAUCACCAGAAAGCAAUUUACUUCAAUCGAUUAUAUGGAGUGGAUACACAGAUACUUAUAGAUAUAUUAAUGAGAAAAAGAAAGAAUUCACCUAUUAUCAAAUUUUUAAUGAUGAAAUAAGAAGUAAAAGUCGUAUAGAUUCUAUUUGGAUCCAUCAAUCAUACGAAGAACUCAUCACCGGUGCUGAUAUAGACAAUACAACUCUGAUAGCACAUAGCGAUCACUGUUGUGCCCGAGUGUCAUUAAAUGUUAGUAAAUUUUGCGAUGGAAAGAGUUACAAAAAAUAUAAAAAAAUGAAUUAUCGAACACCAAAAUUAUGGAAUCUCAAAAUGGCCGAUCAUGAAAAUUGGGAAAAAUUUGUACAACAAACAGAAGAUACAUGGAAAGAAUAUUUACAGGCAACACAAGAGCUAGAAUCAGUAGAAGACAUCUGGCUCAAACUUAAAUCUACCAUCAUAGAAACAGGAAACAAAACUUUACCCAAAGCCAAAGAACCAAAAAAUCGCACAAAUAUUAU
Messenger RNA from Dentiscutata erythropus, 1043 nucleotides. NCBI's taxonomy places the organism in Eukaryota, Fungi, Glomeromycota, Glomeromycetes, Diversisporales, Gigasporaceae. The record is from the annotation of a GenBank genome assembly.